AUGGGAAGCGAGGCAGGAGGGGGAGGGGCCUCGGCGAGCCCAGAAAAACGACAACGCGAGAAAAAUUAGUAUUUUUGCACUUCACAAAUUAAUGACCAUGAGCUCGUUUUUGAUAAACUCCAACUACAUCGAGCCCAAGUUCCCUCCCUUUGAGGAGUACGCGCAGCACAGCGGCCCGGGCGGCGGAGACGGCGGCCCAGGCGGGGGCCCCAGCUACCAGCAGCCCCCAGCGCCCGCGGCCCAGCACCUGCCGGCGCAGCAGCCCCAGCUCCCCCACGCGGGCAACAGCCGCGAGCCCCCCGCCACCUACUACGCACCACGGGCCGCCCGCGAACCCUCCUACCCCGCUGCCGCGCUCUACCCCGCGCACGGUGCCGCCGAAGCCGCCUACCCCUAUGGCUACCGCGGUGGCGCCAGCCCCGGGCGGCAGCCGCAGCCCGAGCAGCCCCCGGCGCGAGCCAAGGGUCCUGCGCACGGCCUGCACGCGAGCCACGUCCUGCCGCCCGGGCGGCAGCCCCCGCCGCCACCUCCCCCGCAGCACCGCGCGGCGCCCCCCGCACCCCCGCGGCGUUGCGAGGCGGCUCCCGCCACCCCGGGCGUCCCGGCAGGGGGCAGCGCCCCCGCGUGCCCGCUGCUCCUGGCCGACAAGAGCCCGCCGGGCCUGAAAGGCAAGGAGCCCGUGGUGUACCCCUGGAUGAAGAAGAUCCAUGUCAGCGCCGUCAACCCCAGUUAUAACGGAGGGGAGCCCAAGCGCUCUCGGACCGCAUACACCCGACAGCAGGUCUUGGAGCUGGAGAAGGAGUUCCACUUUAACCGCUACCUGACCCGGCGGCGCCGCAUCGAGAUCGCCCACACGCUCUGCUUGUCCGAGCGCCAGGUCAAGAUCUGGUUUCAGAACCGGAGGAUGAAGUGGAAGAAAGAUCACAAAUUGCCCAACACUAAGAUGCGAUCCUCCAACUCGGCCUCGGCCUCAGCAGGCCCGCCAGGGAAAGCACAAACUCAGAGCCCGCACCUGCAUCCUCACCCCCACCAGGGCGCCUCAACACCCAUUCCCUCCUCCAUAUAACCUUCAGAGAUCUAGACCAGUUUCAUCCCCCCACCUGUUUUUCUCCUCUCUCCUGCCCCUUUCCCCAUACUCCUACCUGUCUGGACUAUAACAGACCCCAAAACAAAACCCAGCUUGGCGAAAAGGAUAAUAAAAAAGAAGACAUUCUCCCCAAAAGAGUGUGUGCUGGUUGCCAGCUAAGAGCAGACAAUAGCCAGGAUGCUGGCUGGCCUGAAUAAGGCCGCCAGGAUUGGGUACCUGAGGAGCACCACUUGGCAACCAAUACUUUUGAGAUGGCUAAAGUCAGCUGGAUAGCCCACGCUGACUGGGGACAUAAACAUGUAUGUUUGUUGCAAGCAGAAGGAAACAGAUCCUUUCCCCCACCUUCCCUACCUCCCCCUUCCACAUUAAGGCAGCUCAUACAAACUUGUAUUGAACUGAAUAAACGAGUAGACAUUGUGGACCUCACAAGAUUAUUUAAUUCUCAAAAUGUAUAGACCUUGAUGGUAGAUGUGACACAUGUUAGUUUCCUUUCCUUGCAUUUAUUUAAAAUAUUGUUGUAGAGAUAUUGUUGUCUUAUUCUGAGGCACAAUCUCGGGGGAGAGGGGAGUGCAUUUCGACCCAUGUGCAACUGUACAAAUUGUGGUGUGGCUAUAUAAAAAGCCAUGUGCUAAGAAUAAACUCUGUUUGAAAAACCAUUAAAAGUUCUAAGACACA
This is a messenger RNA of Neofelis nebulosa (Clouded leopard), 1762 nucleotides long. It is a transcript of the gene HOXA4, whose product is annotated as homeobox A4. The transcript is spliced from 2 exons. Bases 92 to 1066 code for a protein of 324 amino acids. Lineage: Eukaryota; Metazoa; Chordata; Mammalia; Carnivora; Felidae. The record is from RefSeq and is a predicted model, not a curated record. Gene Ontology annotation, molecular function: RNA polymerase II cis-regulatory region sequence-specific DNA binding; DNA-binding transcription factor activity, RNA polymerase II-specific. Gene Ontology annotation, cellular component: nucleus. Gene Ontology annotation, biological process: anterior/posterior pattern specification; embryonic skeletal system morphogenesis; regulation of transcription by RNA polymerase II.